UCCCAUCCACACUCCGUUCACAGCGCCAGAGAAACCGGGCUCCGGCGUCGUCGGCUAACCCAAGCGCGCUAGCAUGAAAUCUCUCCGUCCCGACCAAGACCAAAUGGAGCUCCUCAACCAGGGGAUCCCAUCAUUCCCUCCGCCAGACCAUUUCCACUAUCAAUAAUUUAAUCUAUCUGCGACAUAAAUAGAGUGGGGGAGGGGGGACACCGGAGGACGAUUUUGCAAGGCGAGGCGGUGGCGGGGGGGUUUCGUCGGAGACCUCCCCCUCCCUGCCCAAGAGCCAGGAGGACUCCGGAGGACACCGGGGUGGCCGAUCCAUCGGGGGACCUCUGCGGGCUGAGCGCAGCCAGGAGCAGGAGGCGCUUCCCCCGGCAGCACUGGUUCCACCAAGUGAAAAGAGUGAUGACCAUCCUUUUCCUUACUAUGGUUAUUUCAUACUUCAGUUGCAUGAAAGCUGCCCCAAUGAAAGAAGUUAGCAUCAGAGGGCAAGGCAGCUUGGCUUAUCCAGUUCUUCGGACACAGGGAACUCUGGAGAACCUAGGUGGGCCCAAUGAUGCCUCAAGAGGAAUGACGUCUUUGGCAGACACUUUUGAACAUGUCAUAGAGGAGCUCUUGGAUGAGCAGCACGACAUCCAGCCGAGCAAAGAGAAUAAAGAUGCAGACUUGUACUCAUCUCGGGUUAUGCUUAGCAGUCAAGUGCCUUUGGAGCCUCCACUGCUCUUUCUGCUUGAGGAGUAUAAAAACUACUUGGAUGCUGCAAACAUGUCCAUGAGGGUUCGGCGUCACUCUGAUCCUGCUCGCCGUGGGGAGCUGAGUGUGUGUGACAGUACUAGUGAGUGGGUAACGGCAGCUGAAAAAAAGACUGCCGUGGACAUGUCUGGGGCAACCGUUACAGUUCUGGAAAAAGUCCCAGUACCCAAAGGCCAACUGAAGCAAUAUUUUUAUGAGACCAAAUGCAACUCCAAGGGUUACACAAAAGAAGGCUGCAGGGGCAUAGACAAGAGGUACUGGAAUUCCCAGUGCCGAACUACCCAAUCAUACGUGCGAGCUCUCACAAUGGAUAACAAAAAGAGAGUUGGAUGGCGUUUUAUAAGAAUAGACACUUCCUGUGUUUGUACAUUGACCAUAAAAAGGGGGAGAUAGUGGGUUCAUGUUGUAUAGAUUAUAUUGAGACAAAUUUAUCUAUUUGUAUAUAUACAUAACAGGGUAAAUUAUUCAGUAAGAAAGAAAAUAAUUUUAUGGACUGCAUGUAUAAAUGAAGUUUAUACAGUACAGUGGUUCACAAUCUAUUUAUUGAACAUAUCCAUGAUCUAACAGGGAGCAAAAGAGAGAAAAGAUAUCCAUUUGCGCACAACUUUGAGAAAAAAAUUUUUGCAUUACAUUCCUCUAACAUUGUGGUUUGUUGCCGUUGCCAAGAAUUGAAAACGUUUAAAAAAGUUUUAAAAAAAUAAAAUUGCAUGCUGCUUCAAUUGUGAAUUGAUGAUGAUAAACUGUCCUCUUUCAGAAAAAAAUUUGAACCAAAACAUUUCGUUUACAUUUUAGACAGUAAGUAUCUUUAUUCCUGUUAGUAUUAUAUCUGUUUACUGCUUUUAAAUUCUUCUGGUAGCUUUGGAAUUAAAACAAUGUCAAGGUGCUGUUGUCAUAAAUUUACUGUUGAUUUUUUUUUAAUUUUAAAAAUUCCCACAUGAUUUUAAAAGGAGGAAAAACUCCCUGUCAUCACCAUAUAUGUUCUGGAUAAAAAUAAUUUGAGGGGUUUUUUUGUAUGUUGUGAAGGUGUUUGCAAUAUCAAGUCAGACUACUGAAAAAAUAAUAAAAAAAGAGGCAACUGAAAAAGACAAUGUUGAUGGUCCUCCCAGUGCUCUUUUCUAGUCUUCAAGCAGCACUCCCUUAUUGGUUUAGGUGUAUGCUAUUCUAUGGUUGUUGCUGAAAAUAUCACCAUUUUGCUAGUAUAAUAUUUGGUUGUGUACUGGUUCUGCCACUACAUCUUUCUUCUCUUUUAGGAAGGGAAAAAACUGCAAUCACUUUCAAUAUAUUUUUCUACUCUACUAAGGUGUUGAGAUCAAAGACUGAAAGUCAAUCACCCUGUCUAGCAAUGCUUCAUCACAUGCACAGCUGACAUGCCUCAGUCAUACUGAACUGAGCUUGAUGGGCAUAUUUGUUGAAGAAAGUUGGAAUUCCAUGUUCAUCUAGGGUCAGUCAUUUUCCAUGCAGAGCUGGAUCAGGGACAAACCAUUUGUUUCUAGAUCAGACAUCUUGUUAAAGUACAAAUCUCAUCAGGAAAAUACAAACAGAUGAAUAUUGGACUGCACUUCAGAAAAAAAAUAUAUCAAAUGCUACAAUAUUUAACAUUAAGGAUCUUUCCUAUUCAUGGAUGGUCCACACCUAAUUGGCUUACAGUAAUAGAAGGAAUAGCAAUCGCUACCAAAUAGUGGUGAAAGAGCAAUUGCUUUCCCUGAGAAUAAAUAUAUGCAGUACUGCCUGAUUCUUUUGAUGCAAAUGGAAUGUCUAUUAUGCCCAGUUCUGAAAUGCCUGCUACUUGAGAUAGUAUGAAAGAAUCCAGGCCUGAAGGAGUGGCUCUGGAAUCAGGUAGGCAGAGCCUUCUACCUCAAACCCAACUACCUGUUGAAUAUAAAUAUGCCUCCAAGGGUCUACUGCUGUGUAAGGAGUAGCACAUAAAAGCCUUAACUCCUACUGGAGCAUAAUCCUGUUCAAUCAAAGCUCCAGUUUUAAAAUUAAAUCCUAAAAUGCAAUCCUGGCAUCAGUUUCAUGCACUUUAAUUACAGUUGAAUUCAAUGUGAUGAAUAUAUAAGUAACUGAGCACAGGAUUCAAGCCUUAGGCCUUUGAUAAUUAUCCAUAAAUUCAGCCAGAUCUGCAACACAAACUGCACUAUGUUAGAGAUUUCACAAUAAGAAGUUAGCUUGAAGUUGUUUUUUUUUAACUAAAGCAUUGUAAGACAUUUCGCUUAUGACACACAGAAUUUAUUUUAACUUGGAAUAUCUAUAUAUACGUUUCACAGCAAAGAUCCAUGUUCUCCUCAACAGAUUCUAGAGUUCUGCUAAAGUCUUUACUAUGUAAGCUUAGUUCUCACCAAUGCCUCUAGUAUGAUGUAAGCCUAAUUCUCACAGGUUAAAACUGUAGUUAGGCUGUACCAUUCCAGAAUAUAGGUACAAUUCUUUUUCUCCCCCAAGAAAAAAUUAUUCUACACAUCCCAAAGUAGUAUGCUAGGGAAAAUGCCAGUCCAGAACCCAGAAUCGUGACAUCUGAUUUCUGUUUAUAGUAUGGAUCAGCUUUCAGUCAUAUAAGCCCACUUGCUGCCUGAAGGAGUAUAGUCUAGAACUAACUAUUCUUUGGCAGUUUGUGUGAACCAGCUAGAGCACAAAUACCGAACUUCCUAGGUGACAUCGGCACACUUCCAAAGGCUCAGGUCCCAAGACACAUCUCUUCAAACAUUAAUAAUCUAGAUAUAAAAUAAUUUCAGCCACUGUAGUUAAUUUAACACAGGGAAGGAGCCCUUCUAUUGUCAUUAACAUGAUUAUGAAAUCUGAAACUUGGAUGUAAACAAAAAUAUGGACAUCAAUAGCAUCACAGAUGUUCCCUUGCUUCUAAAGCAAUAUUGGCUCCGGUUUAUUUACUAAGUGUAUUCACUAUUAUUGGACAUGAGUUCAUUAUUAAAAAGCACCAAUUUAAUUGAUCAAUGACAGUAUGCCGAUACAUACCAUUCAGUAAAUCAACUUGGUCUAACUAAGUCUGGGCAAAUAAAUAGUUGUUCACAUAAAUGAAAAAAGAUGCUGGCAUUGUCUGUUUUAAGGCAGAGACCUUUAACUUUAAUCUGUGUCCCAUGGUAUCUUCACCAGAAUAUUCCAGCAGACAUUUAUAUUGAUACAAUUUAUAGCCAGGAAAAAAUAUCUGGAUUACAUUAACCCAAAUAUUUUGAACUGAAAAAUGUCAUAAGAGUGAGUUUCAAGCUAAAAGGUCCUUUUCACAUAUUAGAAAGAGGGAAAGGGGACAGAAGCAGUGUAAUCCCUCAGAGAUAUGUUCUUGUCCAAUGACAAACUACAAUCCUGAUUUCCUUCAAAUCAGUAAGCCUAGUCCAACUGGGGGGCUGAUAUUACAAAAUCCUAACUAUGUAGCAAAGAAAGAAGAUGUGUUCUCAAACCACUUCCAUCAAUAUAAGUGGAUCCAAUCUUUGUAUUUAACUAGGUUAACACACUUUCAUCACGGGAUAACUGAAGUCAGCAACCUUAAUUCCCACUAAUAAUUAUGUAAUAUGUCAUUUUCUAGAUGUAAUGCAGUCCAGAUGAAGUCUGCAGCCCAGAUGAAGGGAAAAAGUGAAAGUAAAAUAAUCAUUUCAUAGCAAAUAUGCUUAAGUAAUUUGGCCUUUAUGGAAGACUUCUGACACAUGGUCGUGAUCUCAUCUGGAUUGAAAACAUUUUGCUACUUGAUUUUAAUUCUAACAGUGGAAGUUAUUUUUGCAGAAAUACAAUCCAAAGUCAACAGAACAGGAAGCAACAUUCUAUACACAAUAUUUAGAGGCUUAAAAAGUUUUUCCUGAUGGACAUAACAUGUCAUAAACAUUUUUUAACAGUCAUUAAAACCAGAUUUAGUCAGACCUCUUCCGCUUAAUAGGACAGUCCAUUGCAGUGGCCAAUUACAUU
Messenger RNA from Sphaerodactylus townsendi, 4659 nucleotides. It is a transcript of the gene BDNF, whose product is annotated as brain derived neurotrophic factor. Gene Ontology annotation, molecular function: growth factor activity; nerve growth factor receptor binding. Gene Ontology annotation, biological process: nerve growth factor signaling pathway; positive regulation of collateral sprouting; nerve development. Lineage: Eukaryota; Metazoa; Chordata; Lepidosauria; Squamata; Sphaerodactylidae. The record is from RefSeq and is a predicted model, not a curated record. The transcript has 2 exons. The coding region runs from base 406 to 1146 and encodes 246 amino acids.